Molecule: messenger RNA, 1964 nt
Organism: Alligator mississippiensis (American alligator)
Lineage: Eukaryota; Metazoa; Chordata; Crocodylia; Alligatoridae
Gene: TEX261
Product: testis expressed 261
Exons: 6
Coding region: 40-630 (196 amino acids)
Biological process (GO): endoplasmic reticulum to Golgi vesicle-mediated transport
Cellular component (GO): COPII-coated ER to Golgi transport vesicle; endoplasmic reticulum membrane; Golgi membrane
Molecular function (GO): COPII receptor activity
Source: RefSeq, a predicted model, not a curated record
CGGCGGCCGGGCCGGGCGGGGCAGGCGGGCGGGGGCGCCAUGUGGCUGACGUACGCGCUGAGCUGGCUGUCGCUGCUGGUGCAAGUGGCCUUCGUCACCCUGGCCGUGGCCGCGGGCCUGUACUACCUGGCGGAGCUCAUCGAGGAGUACACCGUGGUCACGAGCCGGAUCAUCAAGUACAUGAUCUGGUUCUCCACGGCGGUGCUGGUCGGCUUGUACCUCUUCGAGCACUUCCCGGGCUUCAUGGUGGGCGUGGGGCUUUUCACCAACCUCGUCUACUUCGGCCUGCUCCAGACGUUCCCCUUCAUCAUGCUGACGUCGCCCAACUUCAUCCUGUCCUGCGUGCUGGUCGUAUUGAAUCACUACUUAGCCUUCCAGUACUUUGCUGAGGAGUAUUACCCCUUCUCAGAGGUCCUCGCCUACUUCACCUUCUGCCUGUGGAUAAUCCCCUUCGCGUUUUUUGUGUCCUUGUCGGCCGGAGAGAACGUGCUUCCCUCCACCAUGCAGCCUGGAGAUGACGUGGUCUCGAACUACUUCACGAAGGGGAAGAGGGGCAAACGCUCCGGCAUCCUCAUCAUCUUCUCCUUUGUCAAGGAGGCCAUCCUACCCAGCCGACAGAAGAUCUACUGAGCCCACCCGCGGGCAGCGUUGGCCGUGGUGAGGGAGGACCCAGUGGGUGUGGGGUACAAACGUCAGUGCUGUCCCUGGGCUUCACCUGAAUCCCCCACCCUCCCCCAGAGAUUUUGUUAGUUAUGUAUAAACUGCAGUGGCUGGAGGCAGCUGCCACGGGGAAUGGGCGCCCAUGGAGGGGGCUCGAUGCCUCUUUGUGGAGCACAGAAGGCUACUUUUUUAUCUCGCUCCCGUGGGCUUCUGGCCCUGUUCUGAUCAGGAGCGCGGCAGCUUCCCAGGGCCACGGCUUUGGCUCAGAGACUGCGAAGUGAGGCAGCAGCGUCUGUUCUUUGUUCCAAGCCGAACGCCUUUGCGUGUCCGGGGCAGACUCCCCUUGGGAUGGCCGCAGCCAGGCGCUCGGCGGUGUGCUGGGUUUGCAGAAAGCCACGAUCCGAAAAAUAAAUCGCCAAGCUCUUGAGUCCCUGAACCUCUCUGCCUGGAAGGGCGCGGGGGGCGGGCAGCACUGGCUGCAACCGGCAGCUCUGCGAUUCGGGCACAGGCUGAGACCGUGGUGUCUGAGUGUGGGGGAGUCUGGGGCACUUGUAGCCCUGCAGGGACCUGCAUUGGCAGCUCUCCUGCUGCUUCUUGACAGUGCAUAAAGAUAGCCUGCCACAGUGCGUGAGAUUCAGCUGGUUUGAAUAUUAGAAAUAUCAGCUUUUCUCCCCUGGUUUUGCUGCUUGCAGGACUCGGUUGCAACAGAGCGUCCCCCAGAGCCUGUCUUCCCAACGCCGGCUCUUUGGAGGGAAAUUGGGGUUGAGAAAACAGCCUGGGGUUAGAAACCAGGCAACACUCACUUCCUCACUAUCGGGGGUCACUGGCCAGGCAGCUCCAGUGCCGCCUGGUUCUCCGGUCACCCACAGUCUUCCUGGAUGCAGAGUAGAAUAGACCUCGCCUCCCAGAGCGAAAGCAGAGGUUACGGGGGACCUCAUUGGCCUCACUUUCUGCGUUGUAAAGAAUUAAGAGCCUAACCUUGUUAUUGCUGGUCUCCGUUAACCGUUGGGUCAGGGCUAGAGGGGUGCCAGUGUGGGUGUGCUGCUGCUGCUGGCACUUUAUGUCUGUACCACCCUUUCCCUUCGCGAGGGUUUCUCAAGACUGCGAGGAGCGUAUCUGUUUCCUCACACGGGUCAGUGCUGGGUGAAGGCCAUGAAGAAGCGUUAGGCAUAACCUGUGUAUCAAGAACCCUGGCCGUGGCUUUCCCUGGGGGUCCUAUGACAAUAUCAUUCAUCCUUAAUUGAAGGGAAGUGCGAUUCCCAUGCAAGUACCGAGUCUCUGUUUGAAUAAAGGUUCUAGACUGA